Molecule: messenger RNA, 637 nt
Organism: Cryptococcus amylolentus CBS 6039
Lineage: Eukaryota; Fungi; Basidiomycota; Tremellomycetes; Tremellales; Cryptococcaceae
Exons: 3
Coding region: 9-446 (145 amino acids)
Biological process (GO): Arp2/3 complex-mediated actin nucleation; regulation of actin filament polymerization
Cellular component (GO): Arp2/3 protein complex; cytoplasm; actin cytoskeleton
Molecular function (GO): actin filament binding
Source: RefSeq, a predicted model, not a curated record
GUACAGCCAUGUCCGAGUACGCAUUCAGAAAGAUCAACAUCGACGCUCUUGAAGAGGACGUCCUCCUCCCCUCCGACCUCUACGACCCAGACCCCCGGGGUCCUGACGGCGUGUUAGCUGAUGCCCAGAGCAGGAGUGGGGAGGUCAGGAGUCUCGUAUCAAGGGGCGAUAUUGCAGGAGCUUUGGGGACAAUCCUGACUGAUCCUCCAUACGGCGAAGGCGUGGACGAAGCCAAAGCUCUGACAACAAAUUCCCUUCUCCUGAUAUUCAACUCCACUCGCUCGACAGACAUUCCCGCACUCGUGAAAGGUCUCGACCACGUUCAGCAAGACCGCUUGAUGGCGUACCUCUACAAGGGGAUGGCGGCGCUUGGGCAGGGGAGCGGGGAUACUAGUGGCAGUGUGCUGCUGACUUGGCAUGAGAAGGUUUGUCCCCAUUUGGCUUAAUCCGUGGGUCGCUGCUGAUCUCGUGGGUCUGCUUUAGCUCACCGAAGCUGCCGGUGUUGGGUGUAUCGUGCGGGUCAUGACUGACCGGAAAACGUUGUAAUCGCACUCAAAGUGUCGAUCCUGGCUGAAAAGAGAAUGUACAGUUGAUCUUGUAGAUAUCAUGACGAACAGAAUGGACUUGAACUAGAACA